AAUAAAUUAAUUAGUUGACAGGUCUGAAACUAAUUCUAAAUGAACUGCUUUGGAAGUAAAGCAAACGAAAACUGCAAUAUAUGUUUUUACGGGUGGUCAACGGCGUAUUUUUAGAGUUGUAUAUAUCGGACCACAAAAAUCUACACCACAUAUAAGAAAGGGCCGUAGUGCUCGAAGUCUUUCGACUGGCGAAUUUCCCAUUAUUUGGUUUUACAACUUCGGCUUGUAAUGAAAACAAUGUAUACAGUUUCUUACGGUUCUACUGCAAGCUUCUCGGGCAUUAAUUAGCCAUAUGCGUUCUCGAAGAAGCGCAACCAACGCUUUAGCCCCGCGUGGUGAUUUCGAAUAUGCAGGAACCAUAUUUAAGUUAUAACGAAGUGCGAACUUUUAUUUAAUAAAAGCGGAAAUUGGCAUCGUAUGGGAGAGGUGCAUUUAAUAGGCGACCUCCUACUCGGAUUAAUUUGAAUGACAGCGACAUAUCCGAGUACUCAUGCAAAAACGGGUUGAGUUUUUGCAAGUUUGCGGGUAGCGUGGUACCUUUAUGCAAUUUUUGAAUAACAUCCGAAAAUUCUGAAGUUGGACCACCUGUGCAAUUUUUAGAAAACUCAAGUUUAGCUCUUCUGAAGUCAGAUCUUGUCCCCUGGAGGAUUUUGGUGGUCGCCUGAUCCGUCGUAAUAUAUAUGCGACCACACGAAGCAAUUUUUUAUGAGAAGAGAAUUUUUCAAUGAGGUCCAAUAUUGAAUUUUUCUCAGCAGUCGAAAUUAAUGUAACUGUAGUUUUCUUCUUCUCUAAUGCUUCGUCUUCUGGUAAGAGCUGGAAGUGGUUAUUAAUUGGCCAUAAUGUAGGAUCUUCUAGGAGGAACUGUGGACCGCCAAACCAUAUUGAAUUAUUCAAUUCGUCCACGUUACAACUUCGAGACACUUGAUCCGCAGGAUUUUGUUUCGUUGCUACAUGUCGCCAAUGUACUUUGUCAGUCAACUCUUGGAUUUCGGACACUCUGUUUGCGACGAAGGUUUGUCGUGAAGAUGAAUGUGUUUUAAUCCAAUGUAAAACGAUUUCAGAGUCUGUCCAAAAUGUAAUAUUUUCGAAAUGUCGACUCAACAUAGGCGCUACUCUUGUCCACAAUUUCGAAGAAGAAAAUGCUGCCGAGAGCUCGAGACGCGGAAGAGAUUUGGUGUUCAGUGUAGCCACUCUAGACUUUGCAGUAAGCAGCAUGCAUUUAAUACCACUACCAGAUUGGCUUCGUAUGUAUAUGCAGCAUCCGUACGCCCUUAUUGAGGCGUCGGAGAAGCCAUGUAUUUGGCAGAUGGCACUCGACUCAACGCGAAUGCUUAUCGAUGAGAGCUGCAUUGGGUUGGCUUUAAAGUUCUGCCAGCUAGUGUCAAGGCGCAAUGGAAUCGACUCAUCCCAAUGUAGUUUUUGGAUCCAAAGCUCUUGCCAUAAGAUUUUUGCUUUGGUAACUAGCGGGGCUAGUAAUCCAAGAGGAUCAAAAAGGCGAGCAGAAACUGGCAAUAUGUUUCGUUUAGUGGCUCGCAGAUCAUUAAAAUUCUCAUCUAAAAUAAAUCGAAACAAAUCCUCUUUCGGCAACCAAUGGAUUCCUAAUGUUUUAGUGGAACUUUUGUCAUUGAAGCUUAAUGACUUUUCAGUGCAAUCACUGUCGAAAAAUUUAGGGUGGUUCGAAAACCAUUUCGUUAAGGUGAAUCCGGCCGAGUUUAAUAUUUGAAUUACCUCACUUCUCAAAAGAUCUAGAGACUCAAAAUUUUCGGACCCUGUUAAUAAAUCAUCAACAUAAAAGUCUCUUUUGUUGGCCAAUGAACCGAAUGGAUAUUACAUUGUAUUGGCAUCACUGAGCAUUUGCAAACACUGUGUUGCGAGAAAUGGAACAGGCGCAGUGCCGUAUGUUACGGUGUUAAGACGAAAAAUUCGAAUUUGCUCAGAAGGAUGCUCUCUCCACACAAUAAGCUGUCAUUUUCUGUCUUCUUCGUGCAUAAUUAUUUGACGGUAAAUUUUAGUAAUAUCCGCAGUUAUGUAUGCACUUAUGUAAGCGAAAACGAAGAAGAGUUGAGUAUAACUCUUCUUGGAUGGUUUGAUCUACCAUCAAAAGUUCAUUCAACGCUAUUUGAGUUGAAGAUCGACUCGAAGCAUCAAAUACAACACAUAAUUUGGUUGUUGUGCUCUCGGGCCUUAAAACGCAUUGAUGCGGAAUGAAGUAGUGUGGCUCACUCGGGAUCUUAUUGUUCGUUGGGCUCAUGUGACCCAAUGCUCUAUAUUCAUUCAUAAAGUCCAGAUACAUUUUGCGAAGUUCUGGAUCUUUUAAUGUCCUUCUCUCCAGGGCCUGAAACCGCCGAGCUGCGGUUUCAUAGGAGUGACCGAGUAACUUACGGUCAGCUUUAAAAGGCAUUCUGACGUGAAGCCGUUCUGAAGGCAAUACUUGAGUUGUAUUUACGAAAAAGUUUUCACACUCUUGUUGCUUUGGUGUGAAUUUGAUGCCAUUUGAUUCUGAAGGUAAUUCUUCUAGAGCCCAAAAUUUUUGGACUACUGAAUCGAUUGACGUUAAGUCUUCUUCAGCUUGGCAUAAUGUGCUAUGUAAUUUGGGAGGAGAACUUAGAUUGCUGACGUACUUGCCAGAUACAAUCCAUCCUAAAAGGGUUUUCUGAAGUGUUGGUUGGUUAGGACCAUUUUUAAUUUGGCCAACAACUAAAAGGUCGAAAAAUGUUUCAGCACCCAAUAGAAUAUCCACUUUCUUAGAUUUGUGGAAUUCUGGAUCCGCCAAUUCAAUAUUGUGCGGAAUUUUUCAGCCACUAACAUUGAUGGAGGAUGCAGUCAUGUGUAGAAGUUCACGCAAGUGAGAAAAGUUCUCUGAUCGCCAUUCACUUGGGAGUGGCCAGAAACGACUCUUUUGCAUAUGACUCAAGCAGCUCACGACUUCCGGUCUUUGACCAAGUAUACUCUGGGUAGCCUAAGAACAUCCGUUUGAAGGCGGGCUAAAGUGAGAAGGCGCAACAUCCCCUGCAUAGGGUUGUGCGCUGGGUUUGGGACCCGCCACGUAAAAAAACACCCCCAAUGAAAAGGAACAACAAGCCUCGGAUGAGUGACCCCCCUUUUGAUGACGACCAUGGCAAACGAAAUAAGGACUACGAAUUGAGGGCAUGCACCUGGAAUGUCCUGUCCCUUAAUUGGGAAGGUGCCGCUGCCCAGCUGGUUGAUGUCCUCGUGAAAAUAAAGGCUGACAUCACCGCCGUCCAAGAAAUGCGAUGGACGGGACAAGGACAUAGACAAGUAAGUCCUUGUGACAUUUACUACAGUGGCCAUAUAAAGGAGCGCAGGUUUGGUGUGGGAUUCGUGGUGGGAGAGGGACUCCGUCGCCGAGUACUAUCAUUCACUGCGGUGAAUGAACGUCUAGCCACAAUCCGCAUCAAGGCGAGGUUCUUCAACAUAUCGCUGAUUUGCGCCCACGCCCCGACGGGAGAGAAGGACGAUGUGACCAAAGAUGCCUUCUAUGAGUGCUUGGAGCGCACUUAUGAGAGAUGCCCCCGCCACGAUGUCAAAAUCGUGCUUGGCGACUUUAACGCCAGGGUGGGAAAAGAAGGUAUCUUUGGCACUACGGUCGGUAAAUUCAGCCUCCACGACGAAACAUCCCCAAAUGGGUUGAGGCUGAUCGACUUCGCCGGGGCCCGAAAUAUGGUUAUCUGUAGUACUAGAUUCCAGCAUAAGAAGAUACAUCAAGCUACCUGGCUGUCUCCGGAUCGAAAAACCACCAACCAGAUCGAUCAUGUUGUGAUAGACGGAAGACACGUCUCCAGUGUUUUAGAUGUGCGUGCGCUCCGAGGUCCUAACAUCGACUCGGACCACUAUAUUGUUGCAGCCAAAAUUCCCACCCGCCUCUGUGCAGCAAAAAACGCACGCCAACAAACACAAGGAAGGUUCGACGUCGAGAAGCUGCAAUCACAACAGACAGCCGAACGUUUUUCUACUCGGCUUGCACUUCUGCUCUCUGAGAGCACUCAUCAACAACUCGGUAUAAGGGAACUGUGGGACGGCAUUUCAAACUCCUUACGUACAGCUGCAACCGAAACCAUUGGUUUUCGGAAAGUGCAAAAGAACAGCUGGUACGACGAGGAGUGCCGUGUCGCAGCGGAGAGAAAACAGGCUGCCUACCACGCAACGUUACGAUCGACCACAACACGUGCGGGAUGGGAUAGAUACCGAGAGUUGAAGAGGGAAGCGAGACGCAUUUGCAGACAGAAAAAGAAAGAGGCUGAAAUGCGUGAGUACGAACAGCUUGAUAAGCUGGCCGACAGGGGUAAUGCUCGAAAAUUCUACGAAAAAAUGCGGCGGCUUACAGAAGGUUUCAAGACCGGAGCAUACUCUUGUAGAACCCCCAAAGGUUAUCUAGUUACCGAUGCCCAGAGCAUACUUAGAUUAUGGAGGGAACACUUCUCCAGCCUCCUGAAUGGCAGUGAACGCAUAACACCAGGAGAAGGUGAACCCGAUUCCCCAGUCGAUGACGAUGGAGCAGACGUUCCAUUACCCGGCCAUGAAGAAGUUCGAAUAGCAAUUGCCCGUCUGAAAAACAACAAAGCGGCAGGGGCCGAUGGAUUGCCGGACGAGCUAUUCAAACACGGCGGCGAGAAGAACUGAUAAGGAGCAUGCAUCAGCUUCUUUGUAAAAUAUGGUCGGACGAAAGCAUGCCCAACGACUGGAAUUGAAGUGUGCUAUGCCCAAUCCAUAAAAAUGGAGACCCCACAAUCUGCGCCAACUACCGUGGGAUUAGCCUCCUCUACAUCGCAUAUAAGGUUCUGUCGAGCGUAUUGUGUGAAAGAUUAAAGCCCACCGUCAACGAACUGAUUGGACCUUAUCAGUGUGGCUUUAGACCUGGCAAAUCAACUACCGACCAGAUAUUCACCAUGCGCCAAAUCUUGGAAAAGACCCGUGAAAGGAGAAUCGACACACACCACCUCUUCGUCGAUUUCAAAGCUGCUUUCGACAGCACGAAAAGGAGCUGCCUUUAUGCCGCGAUGUCUGAAUUUGGUAUCCCCGCAAAACUGAUAUGGCUGUGUAAACUGACGUUGAGCGGCACCAAAAGCUCCGUCAGAAUCGGGAAGAACGUCUCCGAGCCGUUCGAUACCAAACGAGGUUUCAGACAAGGCGACUCCCUAUCGUGCGACUUUCUCAAUCUGCUGCUGGAGAAAAUAGUUCGAGCUGCAGAACUUAAUCGAGCAGGUACAAUCUUCUAUAAGAGUGUACAGCUGCUGGCGUAUGACGAUGAUAUUGAUAUCAUCGGCCUCAACACCCGCGCCGUUAGUUCUGCUUUCUCCAGGCUGGACAAGGAAGCAAAACGAAUGGGUCUGGCAGUGAACGAGGGCAAGACGAAAUAUCUCCUGUUAUCAAACAAACAGUCGUCGCACUCGCGACUUGGCACUCACGUCACUGUUGACAGUCAUAACUUUGAAGUUGUAGAUAAUUUCGUCUAUCUUGGAACCAGCGUAAACACCACCAACAAUGUCAGCCUAGAAAUCCAACGCAGGAUAACUCUUGCCAACAGGUGCACUUCGGACUGAGUAGGCAAUUGAGAAGCAAAGUCCUCUCUCGACAGACAAAAACCAAACUCUAUAAGUCACUCAUAAUUCCCGUCCUGCUGUAUGGUGCAGAAGCUUAGACGAUGUCAACAGCGGAUGAGUCGACGUUGCGAGUUUUCGAGAGAAAAAUUCUGCGAAAGAUUUAUGGUCCUUUGCGCGUUGGCCACGGCGAAUAUCGCAUUCGAUGGAACGAUGAGCUGUACGAGAUAUACGACGACAUUGACAUAGUUCAGCGAAUUAAAAGACAGCGGCUACGCUGGCUAGGUCAUGUUGUCCGGAUGGAUGAAAACACUCCGGCUCUGAAAGUAUUCGACGCUGUACCCGCCGCGGGAAGCAGAGGAAGAGGAAGACCUCCACUCCGUUGGAAGGACCAAGUGGAGAAGGACCUGGCUUCGCUUGGAAUAUCCAAUUGGCGCCACGUAGCGAAGAGAAGAAACGACUGGCGCGCUAUUGUUGACUCGGCUAUAAUCGCGUAAGCGGUGCCUACGCCAGUAAAGAAGAAGAAUAGUCUAUUAUUGACAGUGUUAACGUCAAUUAUCAGUGCAAGGGAAAAAUCGG
Molecule: messenger RNA, 6137 nt
Organism: Bactrocera dorsalis (oriental fruit fly)
Lineage: Eukaryota; Metazoa; Arthropoda; Insecta; Diptera; Tephritidae
Exons: 2
Coding region: 3064-4641 (525 amino acids)
Biological process (GO): chromatin remodeling
Cellular component (GO): nucleus
Molecular function (GO): catalytic activity
Source: RefSeq, a predicted model, not a curated record